AUGGCUGUAGCUGUCGCUUUAGCAAAACCUACAGUGGAAAUUUCACAAGGAAUUUUAGAUGGUACUUUGGAAACUUCGAGAUAUGGAAGACAAUACGCAGCUUUUCUUGGAAUACCAUAUGCCAAACCACCAGUUGGCAGUCUUAGAUUCAAAAAUCCUGAACCAGCAGACAGUUGGGACGAGAUAAGACAGGCAGAUUCUUUUGGAAAUGUUUGCCCUCAACUAGAUCAAGGAAAUAUAAUUGGAGAUGAAGAUUGUCUAUUUUUAAAUGUCUACACUCCACUUCUAGAAUUUAAUUCUACAACUUUGAACACAACAUCACUAUUACCAGUUAUGGUUUGGAUUCAUGGGGGAAGUUUCACGAGCGGAAGCGGAAGUCUAUAUGGCGCUAAUUUUCUCUUGGAUAAAAAUAUAAUUCUCGUGACAAUAAAUUAUCGUUUAGGAAUAUUGGGUUUCUUAUCAACGGGCGAUUCUGUAGCGCCAGGAAAUUUUGGAAUGAAAGAUCAAGUUUUAGCAUUAAAAUGGAUUCAGGCAAAUAUCAAAUCAUUUGGAGGAGAUUCAAAAAGAGUUACAAUUUUUGGCGAAAGUGCAGGUGGUGCAAGUAUUAGUUUGCAAGCUAUUUCUAAAGCGAGUGAAGGUUUAUUCAGCGGUUAUAUAAUUCAAAGUGGUGCUGUUUUGUGCCCAUGGGCUUAUCAAAAAAGUACUACAUUAUCAACGUACGUGAAGCAAAUUGGAUUACUCUUUUUGUGUCCAUUUUUUAACUCAAGAUUUUUAGUAAAUUGUUUACGAAACAAGCCUAUAACAAAUUUAAUAACUACAAGUGUAGCAUUCGGUACAAUAUCUCGUUUGGCAAAAUUAACAUGGACACCAACAGAUGAACCUGAAGAUGAAGAAGCAUUUUUAACUGAUAAUCCAAGAAGUUUAAUGAAUCAAAAUGCAAUGAAGGAUUUACCAUUUAUGAGCGGUGCUGUUUCAGACGAAGGUCUAGUCGUUACUAGAGAAUUAUAUUCCAAUAUAUUACUCUAUAAUGCAUUUAAAUUGACAACAAAUGCAAUAAUUGCCUACUUUAGCAAUCAAUAUCUUGGAAGAAACGAUGAAAUUGAAUUUACUCUGUCAGUGAAUAAAUUUUAUUUCAAUGACUCUAUGAUUUUUUCAUCUCAAAGAGACUAUUUAGAUAGUGCCACGAGAUUUAUCACCGAUGGAUUUUUUUUAUAUCCACAAUUGCGAAUGGUAGAAAAAGUAACACCAAUAAAUAAAAAUCCUAAUUAUUUUUAUAAUUUUGGAUAUAGAGGAAAAAAGAGUCUCACAGAAAUUGGUGGUGACAAAAGGAACCUCGGCGUUUCACAUGCUGAUGAACUUUUAUAUCUAUUUCCAAUAAAUUAUCCUACACUUCAAAAUAUCAAUUUUUCAAAAACAGAUGAAAAAAUGAGUAGAUUAAUGAAAACCAACGUCAAAGGAAUUGAAAAAUCCUAA
Molecule: messenger RNA, 1473 nt
Organism: Leptopilina boulardi
Lineage: Eukaryota; Metazoa; Arthropoda; Insecta; Hymenoptera; Figitidae
Product: esterase FE4-like
Exons: 8
Coding region: 1-1473 (490 amino acids)
Source: RefSeq, a predicted model, not a curated record